AUGCUAUCAGAGAAAGAAGAUGAAAGCGCAAAUGAACAAAACUUUCAAUUGACAAGCGACAACUCCACGGCAGACGAGCAUCCAGUCGAACAUAUAUUACAAAGUGAGGUCGUGCCGCUGGAUUCGAACGCAUCGAUCCAAGAAACGAUUGCCUUCAUGUCGCCGCAAAGAUCGGAUGCACCAACAGAUAUCCCGACAAGGAAAAGCUGUGUUGCAAGCUCUCCAUCAUAUGUCGUGAAGGAUACCGACUACAACACCCCUGGUAGUGCGAUGAACGCUAUGGAAUUAUCUGCCGAAAGCAGUAAAGAAAACCAAGCAGUGUCUGUUGACCCUGAAGUUCCGCUCAAAAAGGAGUCGCCCGUUCAAGUACCAGUAGUAUCUGAAUAUAGUGUGCAAUACGACUGCAGUUUGAACAAAGAGAAGCCCACUGGGUCGACCGUUGAUAGUAUCGUCACCGAUACUAUUCGAAUUAACAAUCAUGCCAUUGCAUCGUUAGAGCGACUGAACGAGGUGGAAGCCAAUUACAAGAGUGCGAAGACUUUGCUUUUGAUACAGGAAGAUAGAUUGCGUCAAGUGAAAAGCAGCAGUAAAAGUUGUCGAAGGAUGGAAAUUCUUUGCGGCAUUGCUUAUGAUCUACAGUGGCAUGUUGGUUCUCCUUCGUGCGGCUUGAACGCAUUUCGAAAACAUGAGUUGUUGGGUAAGCUUGACACCUACCUUGAAGCUAUAUUGAUACGAAAGGAGCAGACACUGCAAGAAAGAGCUGACGCGUUGCAAGCUGGCUUAGAGCAUUUUAUAGCUGUGGACAUACCUAUUGUCGAUAAGCAAGUUGCCGAAAAGAAGACAGAAGCUGUUAAGCUUAACAGCAUUUCGAAUGGCAACAAUAUGCCAUUAAUCCAGACUGAUAUGCACGAUGACCGACCUGGUGAUGGAAAUGAUAGAGUGUGGGAGGACGAUGAUUGGUUUGAAGAAGGAGCAUUUGAUGACCCGGCAAGUGAAUCAGAUGAGCAAGAAGAUGUUGUGGCGCAGAUUUCUUCUGAAAAGAGUAACUUGAAACUCGGAGGUGAUUUUCUGGCCGUAAAGAUAGAAGAAGAGGCGUCGCUUCGGUGGCCUCGCGAGCUACCGCCGUUUUUGUGGUCCCUACUAGAACGAGUAAUAUCUUCUGAUCCACAAUCGUACGUUAUGAGGGUAACACUGAAGCGAUUGCUCGAUGAAAUCGCAAAUGGUAGUGAAUCAACCUCUUUUUUGCAUGUCACGUGA
Peronospora farinosa is the source of this 1257-nucleotide messenger RNA. Lineage: Eukaryota; Oomycota; Peronosporomycetes; Peronosporales; Peronosporaceae. The record is from the annotation of a GenBank genome assembly.